AUGAAGCUAUUGCAAGCUCUGUAUCCUCUCGUCUUCCUCCUUGCCUGCUCCACGUCCAACGCUACCAUCUUACAAGACGCGUGCAAGUCCUUCGCCGCUAAGCACCCGGACCUCGGCUACGACUACUGCAUCAAGUUCUUCCAAGCCGACAAGGGAAGCGCCGCCGCGGACAAGGGCGGCCUCGCCGCCAUCGCCGUGAGGAUCACCGGGGUAGCCUCCAAGAGCACAACCAAGCACAUCGCCGCGCUACAGGCCUCCGAGAAGGACAAGAAGCGGCUGGAGUGCCUCAGCUCAUGUGCCGAGCUGUACUCGAGCGCGGUGUCCGAGAUCGCCGUGGCGGCGAAGGGCAUCGCCUCUGGCACGGCCAGCGGCCUGGAGGACGCGGUGACGGCGCUUAGCGCGGUGCUGAACGCCCCCAGCACCAGCGAGCAAGGGUUCAAGGAGCUACACGUGCCGUCGCCGCUGGCCGCCGAGGACGCGGAGUUCACCAAGGAGGCGUCCGUCGCGCUAAGUGUGACGGCGGCGCUGUAG
Messenger RNA from Setaria italica (foxtail millet), 531 nucleotides. RefSeq names its product pectinesterase inhibitor 12. Bases 1 to 531 code for a protein of 176 amino acids. The record is from RefSeq and is a predicted model, not a curated record. NCBI's taxonomy places the organism in Eukaryota, Viridiplantae, Streptophyta, Magnoliopsida, Poales, Poaceae. The transcript has a single exon. Gene Ontology annotation, molecular function: enzyme inhibitor activity.